Taeniopygia guttata (zebra finch) is the source of this 335-nucleotide messenger RNA. Lineage: Eukaryota; Metazoa; Chordata; Aves; Passeriformes; Estrildidae. The record is from RefSeq and is a predicted model, not a curated record.
UGCAUGGGGGAAUCAUGGGGGCGGGGCUGCAGGGACUGCGCUGUGCAGGGGCUGCAGCUUCCGCCCCGUGCCCGGGCGCUGGUGGUGCAAAGUUCUCAGCGAACGCGGGGCGGGCACCCCACAUCUGAGCCCAGGAAGGGCUCGGCCCCCCCGGGCGAUGGGCUGGAGCUGGAGUACGAGAUGGUGCUGAGCACCGGGGAUUCCUUCCGGACGCGGCGCCUCUCGGCUGAUGAGUUCGGUAUCCUGGAGACAGACAUCACCCUCGUCCUCAUCAUCAUCCUCACAUUACUCAUCAGUGAGCAGCUGGGGGAGAUCUGAGCUUCAAGGGGGCCUGG